Psilocybe cubensis is the source of this 1128-nucleotide messenger RNA. RefSeq lists its product as uncharacterized. The transcript has 6 exons. Lineage: Eukaryota; Fungi; Basidiomycota; Agaricomycetes; Agaricales; Agrocybaceae. The coding region runs from base 1 to 1128 and encodes 375 amino acids. The record is from RefSeq and is a predicted model, not a curated record.
AUGCUUUCGAAGACAACUGUUGAUUGGAGGAAAGUGAAAACUCAUUCAAAGCUCGCUCAACAGAUCUCAUUCUCUGAACUAUCAGGUCUUAAUCAGGAGAUCACUCCGAUUAGCAGCAAAAUCCUGCAUGACUGGGGUCGUUUCGUUGACGAGGACUGCCUUGACUUUGAAAUAUAUCCCGUGACGGUCGAAAAGGGCCGUGGGUUGUUUAAUUGCUAUCGUACGCGCAGUGGAGAUAAUAUACCAGCGGAUUCAACGGACAUUAUUCCGCCUGGAGACUACGAUUUUGAUAUUCCAUCCAGUCCUUUCUCCAAUCCUUUCAAAAUUGUUUCCGGUGUACCAUCCUUCAAGGAAAGGAAGUACGACGCUGAACAGCCGAAUGCACGCUGGAUGGUGAGGGUCGAACCAGAGUAUAUGCCUCUUUUCGAGCUUAAUGACAUUAUCAUCAAUUCAGUAAUGCGUCGUGACCACGGUCAAUGUAUGAUAACUGGAGUUACCAAUGCAGAAGUAGUCACUGCUGCGUGGCUAGUUCCGCCACCCUUUGUGGAAGUGAUGAAACAGUUAGAAUAUGAAAGUGAAUACAAGGACCCCAAUCAGUUAUAUAUUCCAGGAAAUGCUAUAACAUUGCAAAAGGAUUUAGCCGAUGCGUUUUUUGAGAACGCCAUUGGCAUUGAUGUCAAUGACAACUAUCGCGUUGUGCUAUUCCGUGAUAUUGGUCCAAUAGGCGAACCAUUCAAGGGUGCCACAAAUAUCCGGCCCUAUUUCAAACAGCCCAUGAAUCGGGACCGGUUCAAGGGACCGGAUGAUAUUUUUCUUCGAGCGCAUUUCUUACACUGUCUGUAUGUCAAUUUAUACGGCGGGGACAUUACUCGACAAUACACACGGGAGGUAGUUGAUCGACAAAUGCAAAUUUUGAGGCUUGAUGGCGAGAGGCGUCCGCUUCCGCAUAACCAUCCCCUGUGGAAAAAAGAGCUGAGUCGGGUGAUAUACCAGUACUAUUAUGAUUCACCUUAUAAAUCCGACGAUGAUGCAGCAGACGAGGAUUCUUGGGAUAGCUCGGAUGAACCUAUCGAUGAAAUGGACGACGUUUCCAAUAUAGACGAAUAUGGAGAUGAUGUAAACGCGUAA